Messenger RNA from Brassica oleracea var. oleracea, 1988 nucleotides. RefSeq names its product sugar transport protein 4-like. Gene Ontology annotation, biological process: monosaccharide transmembrane transport. Gene Ontology annotation, cellular component: membrane. Bases 346 to 1737 code for a protein of 463 amino acids. Lineage: Eukaryota; Viridiplantae; Streptophyta; Magnoliopsida; Brassicales; Brassicaceae. The record is from RefSeq and is a predicted model, not a curated record. The transcript is spliced from 4 exons. Gene Ontology annotation, molecular function: monosaccharide transmembrane transporter activity.
UGUGGAAGUAGAUAAGAUCCAGAGGAAUAGGCAAGUGGUAGAAGAAGAAGAACAGCUGUUCUUUCUUCCGACCACAAAGUCAGCCGACAGUUAAAUUUCAAUCCUAUAAAUUUCAACUAUCCUUCUCCAUUUUCAAAAAAUCAAAUCUUUUCUUUCCUUACUCGAAUGCUCUUUUUAUAAUCAGAUCUACCACCAGUUGUCUGAGAGAUACAUAAUACAAACACCAAGAAGAAGAGGACAACGAAGAACAAGAUCGGCUCCGUUUGUUCCUCUUGUCUUAAACAGAGAAGUCAGCACUACGUCGAUUUAAGCAAAAUCAAAACGCUCUUUUGUCAAAGCGGAGAAAUGGCCGGAGGGUUCGUCAGUCAAACGCCGGGAGUUCGUAAUUAUAAUUACAAACUGACACCGAAAGUGUUCGUAACAUGUUUCAUCGGUGCCUUUGGUGGUCUCAUCUUCGGAUACGAUCUCGGGAUCUCAGGAGGGGUAACCCAAAUGGAGCCCUUCUUGGAAGAGUUUUUCCCUGACGUGCACAGGAAGAUGAAGAGCGCACACCAGAACGAGUACUGUCGUUUCGAUAGUCAGCUCCUCACUCUCUUCACUUCAUCUCUCUAUUUGGCGGCUUUGGUCUCUUCCUUGUUCGCCUCCACUAUAACGAGAGUUUUCGGAAGGAAAUGGUCCAUGUUCCUUGGUGGUUUCACCUUCUUCGUCGGCUCUGCUUUCAAUGGCUUUGCCCAAAACAUUGCCAUGCUUCUCAUCGGUCGUAUUCUACUCGGUUUCGGUGUCGGUGUCGGAUUCGCCAACCAAUCUGUUCCGGUUUAUCUCUCGGAAAUGGCUCCUCCGAAUCUAAGAGGAGCGUUCAACAAUGGGUUUCAAGUAGCGAUUAUAUUCGGUAUCGUUGUUGCAACCAUCAUCAACUACUUCACUGCACAGCUGAAAGGCAACAUCGGAUGGAGAAUCUCACUAGGGUUAGCUUGUGAGGAGUCUAAGCAAGUGAAACACCCGUGGAAGAACAUCUUGCUCCCUCGUUACAGACCACAAUUGAUCAUAACUUGCUUCAUUCCUUUCUUCCAGCAGCUUACCGGAAUCAACGUCAUUACAUUUUAUGCGCCUGUUCUGUUCCAAACCCUAGGGUUCGGUAGCAAAGCCUCGCUCUUAUCGGCUAUGGUUACGGGAAUCAUCGAGCUCUUGUGUACCUUCGUCUCUGUUUUCACUGUGGAUAGGUUUGGAAGAAGAGUCUUGUUCCUCCAGGGAGGUAUCCAGAUGCUUAUCUCUCAGAUUGCUAUUGGUGUCAUGAUAGGAGUCAAAUUUGGAACGGUUGGAACAGGGAACAUAGGGAAAACAGAUGCUAAUCUGAUCGUGGCACUGAUCUGUAUCUAUGUAGCCGGUUUCGCCUGGUCAUGGGGACCGUUGGGAUGGCUGGUACCUAGUGAGAUAUCUCCACUAGAGAUCCGAUCCGCAGCUCAAGCCAUAAACGUAGCGGUCAACAUGUUCUUCACAUUCCUUGUAGCUCAGCUCUUCCUGACUAUGCUCUGCCACAUGAAGUUCGGACUAUUCUUCUUCUUCGCGGUGUUUGUCUUCAUAAUGACGAUAUUUAUCUACUUGAUGUUGCCUGAGACGAAGAAUGUACCAAUAGAAGAGAUGAACAGAGUGUGGAAAGCACACUGGUUCUGGGGAAGGUUUAUACCUGAUGAAGCUGUUGGUGUUAGCGCUGCUGAGAUGCAACAAAAGUCUGUAUGAUGAAAUAUCAUUUUCUUUGGGCAAAAGACACAGAGAAAAAUUGAAAAGAGAAAGGUAUUGAUUAAGAGGAUGAAAUAAUAAUGAAAUGUGUUAUUCCUGAAAGAAAGCUGCUCUGCUGUUUUAUGCAGAGACUUAGAUUUUAGUUUAUUCUUCCUUCUUGUUCAAUUUUUCUUUGUUGCAACUGUAAGUUGGGCCUAAAGAAAGUUAAGAAAACAAAAAAUACGUAUAAAAAGUGAAAUCAGUUUAUCUUA